Messenger RNA from Benincasa hispida (wax gourd), 884 nucleotides. RefSeq names its product large ribosomal subunit protein eL20. Gene Ontology annotation, biological process: translation. Gene Ontology annotation, cellular component: ribosome. The record is from RefSeq and is a predicted model, not a curated record. Lineage: Eukaryota; Viridiplantae; Streptophyta; Magnoliopsida; Cucurbitales; Cucurbitaceae. Gene Ontology annotation, molecular function: structural constituent of ribosome.
UUAGGGCUUUGGGCCAGUUGCACCAAAAAUUAGAACGUAUAUAAAGAAGAGGGGAACUAGGGUUUUCGUUCUGUCUUAGCCGCAGAAGCCCUUCCAUCUCCGAGAAAACACCAGACGGAGCGUCCAGAGCUCUAAACUCGUCGCAAAUGGUUACUUUCAGGUUCCACCAAUAUCAGGUUGUGGGAAGGGCUCUCCCAUCCGAAGCAGAUGAGCAUCCCAAGAUUUACCGAAUGAAGCUGUGGGCGACUAAUGAAGUUCGCGCUAAAUCCAAGUUUUGGUAUUUUCUGCGGAAGUUGAAGAAAGUGAAGAAGAGCAACGGUCAGGUGCUCGCUAUCAACGAGAUCUUUGAGAAGAAUCCAACAAAAAUCAAGAACUACGGUAUUUGGUUGCGCUACCAAAGUCGCACAGGAUAUCACAACAUGUACAAGGAGUACCGGGACACCACCUUAAACGGAGCAGUGGAAGCAAUGUACAAUGAAAUGGCUUCUCGCCAUAGGGUCAGGCAUCCUUGUAUCCAAAUCAUCAAGACAGCAACCGUCCCUGCCAAGCUUUGCAAGAGGGAAAGCACCAAGCAAUUCCAUGACUCCAAAAUCAAAUUCCCCUUGGUGUUCAGGACUGUUAGGCCACCCACCAGAAAGCUGAAGACCACUUACAAGGCUUCAAGGCCCAAUUUGUUUAUGUAAUUUGUUGCUUGUUUAAGGAAUGAGAAAAAGUUAUCAUCAGAGUUGUCUUAUUUUGAAAGCUUCGGUAGAGACCUUCCUAUCAGCGGUUCUUCAACGUUUAUUUUUAUUUUAUAUUUGGGACCAGACUUUGAUUUUUUGGGUUUAUUGCCAUGUCUUUUGGUUUCUUAUGGAAGUAUAUCAUCAGCGCCUUAUGAAGUCUAA